AUGCUUGUAUAUGGGGAUCCGGGGUACAUGGAGGAAAACAAGGGUUCUAAACUUUACAUCAUCACAUUUUUGUUCCUUGCCGGCGCGAUUCUCAUCGUCACACUAAGGUUUGUAGGCCUUGCUGUCAUCACAGGUACUACUCUGACCAAAUCGCGUAGAAUAUUCAGUCGAUGGUAUCUCCUACGAGCCCGACGAACAACACUGUCGGAGGACCUGAUCGUUACAGCAGUGUUGGUCGAUGUCGCCUCAUGCAUCUUGAUUCACUUCCAGAUCCAUACCGGGAUGGGUAAGCACAUUGAGUACUCACGCGCUCGUCCGGCAAUGCUUGUAGAGAGUAUGAAGAUCGGACUAGCGCAGAACACGACUUAUCAGGCGCUGGUCGGCCUGAUCAAAUUGAGCAUCCUUGUCCAGUUCCACCAGCUUGCUCUACCUGGGAUGCAAAAGCGGGUGAUUCUGUGGAUUAGCGUCUUUGUCUUGAUAUUCACCCUGUUCACCGUAUUCGCUGCGAUCUUCCAAUGCGUUCCAAUGAAUGCUGCGUGGGACCCUGAGAAUUUUCCCAAGGGAUGCUGGAACAUGAUGGCCGUGAAUUUCUUCACAUCUUCUAUAAAUACGCUUUUAGACAUUGUUAUUUUCGUGCUCCCAAUCCCGACUAUGCGAAAGCUUCAAAUCACCUCAAAGAAGAAAGUAACAUUAGUUCUAGCGUAUGCUAUGGGUCUUCUAGCACUUGCAUGCUCAAUUGUUAGGCUAAGAAAUAUCAUUCAUUUCAAUGGUGAGGGCGAUUUCACUUACAUCGCUUGCAUGGUUCCAGUCUGGGGGGCAGUUGAGUGCAAUGCUGGCAUCAUCUGUGCUUCGUUUCCGUUUGUUGUACCUCUGUUCAAAUGGAUAAGUGGCUCUGUCGCUGAAACCGUGUCGGGGUCACAUCUAAACCCUUUGUCAGGAAGAGGCCACGAGCUACAACGAUCUGAUAAAAUGAGCUGGCCGCUGACUUCUAGACGUCAGGCAGACCAGCAGCGCUUACGUUCAGAGUCAACGGAAAACAUAAGAGUCGAUUCUGAGACCACCAUCGUCGUUUCCAAUGCAACGACUAAGUCUGAUGGGAAGCAUGUCGAAAACUUUUAG
Messenger RNA from Ascochyta rabiei, 1119 nucleotides. RefSeq lists its product as uncharacterized. The coding region runs from base 1 to 1119 and encodes 372 amino acids. The record is from RefSeq and is a predicted model, not a curated record. NCBI's taxonomy places the organism in Eukaryota, Fungi, Ascomycota, Dothideomycetes, Pleosporales, Didymellaceae. The transcript is spliced from 6 exons.